UUUAGGAUACACCUUUUCAUUCGGAUCCGAAUUAGGCCCAUUGCAAUUUGGGCCAACUCCGCUACAGAUAGAAAAAGAAACCCCGAGACUGGAGAAAAAAGUUGCCGGGAAGAAUUUCUAAGAAGCAGAAAUUCUGUUUCUUGUUCAGUUUUCUCAAACCCACGAUGAAGUGCCAGAGAUUCCUAUCGAUCCCAAUCUUCGCUGUGCUUCUGUUGAUGGGUUUCAUCUGUUACAUCACGGUCUUUAUUUUCAUCGACGAUUGGGUUGGGUUGCAGAGCUCUGCUGGUUAUCUGAACGUUCUGAUCUUCACUGUCUUGGCCUCUCUUUGCCUCUUCUCUUUCUCUUCUUGUGUUCUCAUCGACCCAGGUUACACCCCAGCUUCAUAUAUCCCUGAUGUUGAAGAUAGUGGAGUCUCUGAUCAGGAGCCCAAGAAAAAUGUUAUACAAUCAAGGUGUUGUGACAAGUGUUCAACAUACAAGCCUCCUAGGGCUCAUCAUUGCCGGGUCUGCAGAAGGUGUGUUUUAAGGAUGGAUCAUCACUGUCUGUGGGUCAAUAACUGUGUCGGUUAUUGGAACUACAAAGCCUUCUUUACGCUAGUCUUAUAUGCAACAAUAGGAAGCUUGUAUUCUACAACCAUCAUUAUAACUUGUGCUUUGCAAAAGGACUGGGAAUUCAGUGGAAGUGGGAGCCUCAAAGUCUUUUAUGUUACAUGUGCAGCAACGAUGGCUGCCUUGACCUUAACGCUUGGAACUCUUCUAGGAUGGCAUGUUUACCUCGUCAUCCGUAAUAUGACAACUAUAGAGUAUUAUGAAGCAAUACGGACUGCAUGGCUGGCUAGGAAAUCUGGGCAGAGCUACAGACAUCCAUACAACCAAAGUGUCUACAAAAACAUUACUUCGGUCUUGGGUCCAAAUAUGCUGAAAUGGUUAUGGCCUGUAGCAGUAAGUCAUCUAAAAGAUGGACUUGUCUUCCCUACUCCGCGUGAUAAUUCGUAAGUCCUCUUCUUCCUCUGCUCAAAAUCAAUUUUGGUGGCUCAAGUGCUACUCAAGUGUACAAAGAAUGUGAAGCAUGUUGAUCUACUAACGUCUCUCAGUAUCAGAAGAUUCUAGGACUAGAGCAGCCAAGUGGAAGAUGCUGGAUAUAAUCAAACAGUUGCUACCUGUUGAAAUCAAGUAGAACCUAGUCAACUAACAAUUGAUCAACAAAAUGCCCCAUCCCACCCCACCCGUCUUUUGUUUCUGUUUCUGUUUUUUUUAUUUUUUAUUUUUUUUGGGUUUUUCUGGUUUCUUUUGGCAAUUUGAAAUAGAUGUGUAAAUCAGAUAUUUUGCAACCGACGACAACUGCAAACCACAUAUUAAAGCCAGGACGAACUAGGCCAGUUCAUCCGAAAAGGAUUCUAGCCAUUCUUGUCUAUAUUGAUGAUAAAGAGCUUCCAGUUUGUCAUAUUGAUUAAAAUAGCCAAGAAUGUAUUAUUCUUACUGUUCUGGUCCCCUGCUGUUGUCAUUUUCUCAUCAAGAAAUAAGGAUUUCUUUCAA
Messenger RNA from Rosa rugosa (rugosa rose), 1535 nucleotides. RefSeq names its product probable protein S-acyltransferase 15. Bases 165 to 995 code for a protein of 276 amino acids. Lineage: Eukaryota; Viridiplantae; Streptophyta; Magnoliopsida; Rosales; Rosaceae. The transcript is spliced from 7 exons. The record is from RefSeq and is a predicted model, not a curated record. Gene Ontology annotation, molecular function: palmitoyltransferase activity.